This is a messenger RNA of Mytilinidion resinicola, 1614 nucleotides long. RefSeq names its product tryptophanyl-tRNA synthetase. The transcript has 7 exons. Gene Ontology annotation, biological process: tryptophanyl-tRNA aminoacylation. NCBI's taxonomy places the organism in Eukaryota, Fungi, Ascomycota, Dothideomycetes, Mytilinidiales, Mytilinidiaceae. Gene Ontology annotation, molecular function: tryptophan-tRNA ligase activity; ATP binding. The record is from RefSeq and is a predicted model, not a curated record. Gene Ontology annotation, cellular component: cytoplasm. Bases 144 to 1610 code for a protein of 488 amino acids.
GACGCGACGUGGACAUAAGUUUAUCAAUUGACCUCCAGCUUCGCAACUUGGUUGCAGUAAACGGAUUGAGCUUGCUGUGAGUUUUGCAUUUGUCACCCACCUCCGUUUCUGUCUCUAAAACUCACACCUAUCCCUCCACCACUAUGGCGGAAAACGCCCCCACGGGACUCGGCGAACCGCCAUCCGUCGCAGCUCUUUCACUCGCCGAAACGGCUACGACUCCAGCGAAGCACCUCACCGAGCAGGAGAUCAACCCUUGGGAUGUACAAGCGGGGACGGACGAACACGGCAAUACACUUGAAUUCGACUACGUCGCCAUCUCGCAGAAGUGGAAUACAAAGCUCCUAGACAAGGCUACCCUCGAGCGAUUCGAGAGGCUCACUGGCAAGAAACCCCACCGCUGGUUACGGCGCGGCCUCUUCUUCUCGCAUCGCGAUUUCGACCUCAUACUGGAUUACUAUGAGCGGGGAGAGCCUUUCAUGCUCUACACUGGCCGAGGACCUUCCGCAGGAUCACUACAUGUUGGACAUAGCAUACCGUUCGAAUUCACAAAAUGGUUACAGGAUGUGUUUGAUGUGCCGCUAGUCAUCAUGUUGACGGAUGAUGAAAAGUUUCUAUUCAAGGAGGGGUUGACCAUUGAAGCUGUCAAGAAGUUCUCUAUAGAAAAUGCGAAAGAUGCCAUCGCAAUGGGCUACGACCUCAAAAAGACCUUCAUAUACUCGGACUUUCUGUUCAUGGGAUCAGGUAGCAAUGGCCAUUUUUACGAAAAUGCGAUGGAAUUCUCGAAGCUAGUCAACUUCAAUCAAAUGCGAGGAGCCUUUGGAUUUGAUGGCAGCACAAGCAGUGGUCGAGUAUUCUUCCCUAAUCUUCAAUGCGUGGCCGCCUUUGCCUCUUCAUACCCGUUCAUCUGGGGCGAUGACAUAGAAGCCGAUCGCAAGGCGACAACAGCGGCAAUCCCAUGUUUGAUCCCUUGCGCUAUCGACCAAGAUCCCUACUUCCGCCUGGUCCGCGACAACUCACUCCGAAUGCAACGCCCAUCGCCGAAACCGGCCCUCAUUCACUCAAAAUUCUUGACGAGUCUUCAAGGUGCCGGCGGCAAAAUGAGCGCCAGCGUCCCCAUGUCUGCGAUCUUUCUUGACGAUACACCCAACCAGAUCAAGAAGAAGAUCAAUGCCUCAUUUUCCGGCGGUCAGGAAACCCUGGAGCUACAUCGGGAGCUGGGCGGAAACCCAGACGUAGACGUCCCAUACCAGUAUCUUUGCUACUUCGAGGAUGACGACGAAAAGCUAGACCGCUUCUACCACGCCUACAAGAAAGGCGAGAUGCUCACCGGCGAAAUGAAGAAGGAGUGUAUCACGCUCGUCCAAUCAUACGUCAAGAGCUUCCAAGAGGCCAGGGCAAAGGUCACUGAUGAGGUCGUCAAAGAAUACAUGAAGCCCCGAAAGCUCGAAUGGAAAGGCAACCCGAACCCCACUAAGCCUCCCAAAAAAGCAGAAGAAGCGACGGAAAAGGCCGACGCGGAUGGCCAGAAGGGGCAGGGCAAGCGGGCUGCGAAGCGGGCCGCCAAGGCGGCGGAGAAGGCAGCGGGAGAUGCGUCAAAGGGGGCUUAGACAG